Orycteropus afer afer is the source of this 1663-nucleotide messenger RNA. It is a transcript of the gene FANCL, whose product is annotated as FA complementation group L. Gene Ontology annotation, molecular function: ubiquitin protein ligase activity. NCBI's taxonomy places the organism in Eukaryota, Metazoa, Chordata, Mammalia, Tubulidentata, Orycteropodidae. Gene Ontology annotation, cellular component: Fanconi anaemia nuclear complex; nucleus. Gene Ontology annotation, biological process: interstrand cross-link repair; protein monoubiquitination. The record is from RefSeq and is a predicted model, not a curated record.
GCGGGUCAGCGAAGUGAGAGUUUGGCGGUGAUGGAAACAAGCCUGUUGCGCCAGUGCCCGUUGCUUCUGCCCCAAAACCGGGAGAAAACCGUCUAUGAGGGAUUCAUCUCGGCUCAGGGAAGAGACUUCCACCUUAAAAUAUUGUUGCCUGGAGAUUUGCAAGUGAAGAAUGCCAGAUUACUAUGUAGUUGGCAGCUGAGAGCAAUAUUAAAUGGAUACCAUGAAGUAAUACAACAGAGAAUGCAACACUCUACUGAUCUAAUGAGCUUUAUGAUGGAAUUGAAGAUGGUUUUGGAAGUUGCUUUAAAGAAUAAACAAGAGCUACAUGCAUCACCUCCUCCUCCCCAGUUCUACUCACACCUUAUUCAAGAGCUAGGAAUGCUUGGUUGGGACAAACUUGUGUAUGUGGAUACUUGCUUCAGCACCUUGAAGUUAAAAGCCAAGGAUGCUUCUAGCAGAGAGCAUCUAAUCACUCUCAAGUUGAAGGCUAAGUAUCCAGCAGAAUCACCAGAUUGUUUCGUUGAUUUUCCUGUUCCAUUUCCUGUUUCUUGGACACCACAGAGCUCCUUAAAAAGCAUUCAUAGUCAGUUUUUGGCAGCAUUAGACUCACUGAAGGCAUUCUGGGAUGUUAUGGAUGAAAUUGAUGAGAAGACCUGGGUACUUGAGCCAGAAAAACCUACACGGAGUGCAACAGCACGCAGGAUUGCAUUAGGGAAUAAUACUUCAAUAAAUAUAGAGGUAGACCCUAGGCAUCCCACUAUGCUUCCUGAGUGCUGCUUUCUUGGAGCUGACCAUGUGGUAAAACCCCUGGGAAUUAAACUAAGCAGGAACAUACAUUUGUGGGAUCCAGAAAAUACUCUGUUACAAAACUUGAAAGAUGUCUUAGAAAUUGAUUUUCCAGCUCGUGCUAUCCUGGAAAAAUCUGAUUUCACUGCGGAUUGUGGGAUUUGCUAUGCUUAUCAGCUCGAUGGCACAAUUCCUGAUCAAGUGUGUGAUAAUCCUCAAUGUGGACAACCUUUCCAUCAAAUAUGCUUAUACGAGUGGUUGAGAGGACUACUAACUAGUAGACAGAGUUUUAACAUCAUAUUUGGUGAAUGUCCAUAUUGUAGUAAGCCAAUUACAUUGAAAAUGUCUGGGAGGAAACUCUGAAAUAAGAAUGCAACAUUUUCACGAAAAAAUGGAAAUCUUAAGACUUACGGAAAAGGAUUUUAUUUGAUACCUUCAGAGAAAAUAUAAAGCAAGAAAUAUUAACAUCAAAAGAAAAAGUAUGAGGAAGCUGUAAAAAUACACACCUGUCUUUGUCUCUUCACUAAGAGUAAUCUGUGAAAUUGUAGGCCAAAGUCCUGAAGAACUUUCUAACUCUGUGACCCCCAUAGCAAUAAUAGAAGAGUCAUACAUAUUCAAGUUUGGAGAUCUUGCUUUGUUGUUUAUAUCUAGACUGGUAAAAUCUUGAUGGUAUUCAUAAAAUGAAUUUGGGGAUUGUAUAUAGCUAAAUUUUUGCUGGGAUCUUUUUACUUCAUUCAAAUAUUCUUGAGGCUCAUGGUAUUUUUCUUUUCUCCUUGCACUUUCCUAUGGAAAAAUACAUAUGUAGAUUGUUAGAUUUGAGUUAUUCAAGUGUUUAUUUUAUAUACAGUAUAAAAAUGCUAAAUAAACUUUGAUCAAG